GGACUUCGAGAGCAAUGACUGCAGAUUCAAUCCAAGUAUCAAACUCCUGUCGUGUGUGUACUUGUCGGUGCCUGAAGCGAAAAGUAGCCUAUCAUGUCAAGAUCGGAAGCAAGUGAGCGCUGUUCCCCUUGUAUUUCCUGCCUCUGCAUUACAUUGCUCAUUGGUUUUGCGCUUGUAUUCCCCCGUUUGUUUGGUCAAUGUCCUUUUUCCUGUCCAACAAUAAUAUAAGCCUCAUACUUUCAUGGAUUGUUCCUUGUAUCGCUUUUUCUUUCGUUAGUCGAUCGUUCAAAACUCUUGAUCUGUCGUGGCUUUCCGUGAUUUAGUCAUCCGACAGCACACAAAAAGAGAAACGAGGAAGAUUUGUUGACAAAGCGUUGAUCCAAAUACUUGAACAAAUACUAAGUAUGCUGGAUCCAACAUCAACGAGUGGAGAAUAUCGUGAACUUGGAUUCAUAGAGGUUUUGGUAUCGUUUAUAUAUCAGAGCGUGGUCGUGAAGAGGCAUUUAUUACUGUAUACAUAGAAGUGAUUUGUGAAAUUUCUUGUUUAAAAGCAAUCAUCAGACUCUCAUCCAUCCAAAAACUGUAGGAAGAAACGCAAUCUGAGAGCUGAGUCUGAGUUUAGUCCAAGUACGUACGAAACCACAUCUACUAAAUCUUCGCAUUUUUCAUUAAGAGAUCUUCAUUGAUUCAAGUACUAUACCCCAUCUCAUACCUCCUUUUUGAGCGUGAUUUUCUUUACAACGACUUUGCAACUACAAGAAGAUCUGAUCACAUCAUCUACAAAGCACCUAAAUAAAUUCAAGAAGAAGUAUCUUCCACAACGAACAACAACAGACAAGAUGUUGUGCAAGGGCGCUUUGGCACUGGAGAUUCCGGGUAUGGUAGAGGUGUCUACCUCCCGCAGCAUGUCUCUGACUCAGCUGACUUCCGAGUACGACGUGGUGGUCCUCGAUUUUUACACCACUUGGUGCAAAAAAUGUCCGGAGGCUGCUAAGGAGAUGCAACGCUUGGCUGAGAACUUCCCUGCUACAGAGGGCACCAUCAAGAAGGCCGUUUUCGUCUUGGUGAACCUGGAGAACGAUCUUGAAGGGGCUGUGGAAUUCUGCGAGGAGCAUGGUAUCGAAAACACUUUCGGAAGCGACAAGAAUGUUAUGAUGCUUGAACAAUAUGAGGAAUCGUUUUUUAAUGACUACAGCUCAUGACAACAGCUCUAGGUGUAGCUAAGGUCAUCGUACAUUGUUUUUCUAUCUGUAGAAGUUCUUUGGACACGUACAUUGUUUUCCUCGUCUUAAUCCCUUCGUCCAAUCAUAUCUGUAGUUUGGAUGGUGCCAACCCCUGACUCUUCUAACACUCCCAAGUCCGAGCUUCUCUCUGUGAUCAUUGACGAUGACCUGUUGCCUUCGGAGUAUGGAGUUCAGGGGAUUCCUCACAAGACUGUCAUCCGCAACGGCAAGAUUGUGGCGAACGGCGUCGACGUAGAUCUCGAGAAGGACAUUGUCGCGAGUAAGACCAUCCUCGAAGCAGAGGUCAAGGUUAUGAUGAUAUUUUGGUAGGUAAUAACAACAAGCAACUGAUCGAUGUGUUUAAGGCUGUAGUUGUUACCUAAGACAACUCCUCCUAUCAACAGGUGAUAAGUAGAUGCCUCCUAGUACUCGUAGCUGGUUGUCGUUUGUAGUAGCUCGCUUGUGAGAAGAAACAAAUUAAUAAAUAAGGGGGCUCGGGCUCGCUCAAAUGAAUUAGUAACAAUUACAUCAAGGUGGAUCGCGAUCGACGUGCUGCUCCAGAACUCCUUCUAACAACACCACCACUGGAGAUGAUUCCUCUACUACCGGGUCGCCAGAUGCCUCUUCUGAUUCGGAGAGCGAGGAACUUUUGGGUAAGUUCGAGGAUCGCGCCCGCGCUUUGUCGGUGUCCGCAGAUUUGAAGGCGAAGGAGAAGGGUGAGCUUUUGCUCGCACACAACCAGCAACGCUGGGUGAUGUUCCCUAUCAAAUAUCCGGAAAUUUGGGAGAUGUACUAAGACAUUUCAAAUCAGGAUUCAAAAUUAUCUUCUUGAACAAUUUCCAGGCUGAUCUUCAUUAUGGCAUCGUCAAGUAGAACAAGCAAAUAUGCCUGAAAGCAGUCAUGAUAAACAUCACUACACUGAUCAUCUCUACAUGCACUACCUCCCGUUUUUAGGCAACUUCAUCUCUAGAAACAACUCAUACUCAAUAGGUACAAGCAGCACGAGGCCUCUUUUUGGACCGCAGAGGAGAUUGAUCUCUCUCAGGAUAUGACCGACUGGGAUAAGCUGAGUGCAAACGAGCAGCACUUCCUUAAGCACAUUUUGGCCUUCUUCGCUGGAUCUGAUGGCAUUGUGCUCGAAAAUUUGAACCUGAACUUCGCAUCCGAAGUGCAGCUGCCGGAAGCGAGAGCCUUUUACGGAUUUCAGGCAGCCAUGGAAAACAUCCACAGCGAAACCUACUCGCUUCUGAUCGAUCAAUACUGCCGUAACUCUACUUUCACUAGCAAUUUGUAUGAUCUGAAUUUGACUUAAUACAUAGUUGAUGUGUCUGGAAGAUGCUCAUACUUAGAGGGUUCGUUCAUUCUCUACUGCUCUUCCUCGUUGUUCUGAUUUGCUACAAAAAAUAGGUUCUUUUCCAUCUACAGACAACUUUUCCAUCUACAGACAAUCUUCAUCUUGAAAUUUUCAUCCUUCUAACUCUACUCAGGUAACGACGAAGCUGAGAAGACGAAGUUGUUCAACGCGAUCACGACUAUUCCAGUGAUUGAGAAGAAGGCCAAGUGGGCCUCCAGCUGGAUGAAUGGAAACCUCUGCUUCGGUAUGCGCUUAGUGGCAUUCGCAUGUGUAGAAGGGAUUUUGUUUUCCGGAUCCUUCUGUGCCAUCUACUGUUAAGGCUUCCGCUUCCAAAUCCAUCUUGUUCUUGACAGACAGGCCUCCUGAAGAGGGUUUCGGGUUUUCAAGGGUAAAAGGUACUCAGUCUCAGGAUGCCUCUGGAGAUGGAUUGCGGCGAGCGCUAAUACGCGUUGAAGAAGCGUGGUUUGAUGCCAGGUUUGACCUUCUCAAACGAACUCAUCGCUCGUGACGAAGGUUUGCAUGCGGACUUCGCGUGCUUGCUCUACAACAUGUUGGAAAACCGCUUGCCGCAGGAUGUUGUGCACGAGAUCGUGCGAGGAGCAGUGGGAGUCGAGCGUGAGUUCAUCUGUGACGCCCUCAGUUGCGACUUGAUCGGCAUGAACAAGAAACUCAUGGGGCAAUACAUCGAGUUCGUGGCGGACCGACUGCUUCAGGCACUGCAUUUACGGCUAUACUUAUUUUUCUUUCUUCUACUAGUCUAAAAACAGUAUGAAGUGCUGUAAGUAGACGUACUAGUUGUAACAAACAAGAAUGAAUGACUAUUAUCGACCCUAGCAGGGUGAUUAAAUCAGAAUCAUCAAGAUUGGAUACAAUUCUUCCUCUUCUUCUGCUUCAAGCUACACAUCUAAUCUUAUACGACAAGCUGUUCAACGUGAAGAAUCCUUUCGACUGGAUGGAGCUCAUCUCCUUGCAGGGCAAGACCAACUUCUUCGAGAAGCGCGUCGGAGACUACCAGAAGGCAGGAGUAAUGAAGGCAGCAGAAACGACCACUGAGGGAGCGGGUAACGACGCUCACGCCUUCUCUAUGGAUGAGGACUUCUAGGUGGUGCUUUGCCAUUUUGCUAGGAGCUGUAGUGAAGAACGAGGAGGAUGAAAAUGAUCUUCAUGUUGUCAUAGCAGAGCUUUCAACUUUUACGUCAACGUAAGUCGUCACAACGUAUAGAUAGAUAAUCAUGAUGGAACAAGCAAGUAGAAAUUCUAAUUCAGCGCAAGUAGUAGUAGUACGUACUAUCAUCUAUAAUCAGAAGGAUUUGUGAGAAUACCUACUUUUUUCAAGUUAGUUCAAAUCGAGAUUGCAAGAAGUGAUGUAACUGUGACUGUGAGUACGUACUUUUUCACAAACCUCUUUCUAACCGUGUGCAGAGAUGAUAGAUACGAUGGAUUAGUGAGUAGUUACUUUUUUUGACCCCUAAGCAAUAUACAUAAAUCGACUCCCCACCUCCAAAAUAUAUAUUUAUUCCCCAAAGGCAAAGAAUGAAACGCAAAAUAAACCCACCAACGCGCUUUAUUUUUCGAUCGGAUCUUAUUCCUAUCUUAGAACUAAAAGUACUACGCAGUCGCGGGAACAGUGUGCUCAGUGGAGUCGUCUCUCCGAAGACGUCUCUGCUGUUGUUUACUUGUUUCCCAUAAGUAUAUUGUGAACUCGUUAUUGGUACUAUUGCAGAUAUUCUUCAUCUACUCUCAACUCUCGAAUCUCACCAGAGAUCGAUUGACGACUCGACUGUAUGUGUCAUCCCGUGCAGUCGUUUAGCUUGAAAAAGGUAAUAGUUUACUACAUCAACUCAACGACAAUCACUAUUCUAUGGCACAACACCUUUAGGUGGAAUUCAUGAUAUUAGAUAAUAGAUGUAAAUUAUAGAUGUAGAUAUAGAUCAAGAUCUACUCCUACAGGAGAGGUCUAAGGAGAUGAAGAUCCUCAAGACUUGUCGAUACAGCUUACAAGUUGUAGUCAUUUCUUAGCAUUCUUUCGGAUUGCAGCAUGUGACGCUGACGUUCAUCUCAAAUAUUUACCAAGAUCGCAGUUCAAGUAGCGGCUACAACAACAACAUCGCAGUUCCAGUUUGUACUAGUAGUUGUUUUAUUGAAAACGGGGAUUUGCUUCUAACCAUGAUCAGUACUGGAAGCAGAAGAGUCAGAUUGCUAGUUGUUGGUUCAUUUGGUAUGUUGUUGCAGCUAAGAAUCGGUCUGCAAUCCUUGACUGAUUCACGCUGUAUGGGGACAACGCCUAGGAGGGGGUAGAACAGCUAAAAGCAGCUACUUAUCUGGGAA
Molecule: messenger RNA, 4905 nt
Organism: Amoebophrya sp. A25
Lineage: Eukaryota; Dinophyceae; Syndiniales; Amoebophryaceae
Source: the annotation of a GenBank genome assembly